Messenger RNA from Dromiciops gliroides (monito del monte), 2725 nucleotides. RefSeq names its product protein phosphatase 1 regulatory inhibitor subunit 1A (gene PPP1R1A). Gene Ontology annotation, biological process: intracellular signal transduction. Lineage: Eukaryota; Metazoa; Chordata; Mammalia; Microbiotheria; Microbiotheriidae. The transcript is spliced from 6 exons. The coding region runs from base 663 to 1484 and encodes 273 amino acids. Gene Ontology annotation, molecular function: protein phosphatase inhibitor activity. Gene Ontology annotation, cellular component: cytoplasm. The record is from RefSeq and is a predicted model, not a curated record.
UUCUGCUUUAGAGCCGGACUUGGAAAAUCUCAGGAGACUAAACACAAAGCCCCCGCCCCUUCAUGGAAAGUCCUCACCAAUGUCUAACCUCAGUCCUUCCUGCUACAAACCGAAGCCCCCUUUUGUCUUGCAUCUUCAUAGGAUAACCCUAAAGAACAUUUACCAAACCAUCCAUUGAUUCCUGCCCCCGCCCCCAGCCCUAGCUGUGUCCCCUUAAAAACCUGCCCAACCUGGAUAAAUACUCGGGUUUGGGCUCCGCCCCGGCUGGACUCAGAGGAUUCCUGGGUCCCCGCCCAAGCUCUUGCCCUCUACCUUCCACCCACAACUCGGUAAAAGGCCACACCCCCAGCCCGUGGCACCCUGGCGGUGACCCCCACUGGCGCGGACUCGACAGGGUUAAGGUUUUGGGGCGGGUGGGGGUUCUGGGAGGAAGGGGUACGGAGCCAAUCGGCUGCGGCUGAGUCCCGGGGAGUGAGGAUCCGAGAGCAGAGCCGAAGCAGCGACCGGGCCAGCGGCUGGGGCAGCGACCAGGGGAAGGAGCAGCAAACGAAAGGCAGCUGGCUAGUCCCUCGUGCGCUCCGGGAGCCGCCCCAUCCCCCACUUCCACUGCAGCACCAGGUUUCUUCGGCCAGAAGGACCCAGGCGUCCCCGGCGCCCCAGCCAUGGAGCAAGACAACAGUCCCCGGAAGAUCCAGUUCACUGUCCCGCUACUAGAGCCGCACCUGGACCCGGAGGCGGCGGAGCAGAUCCGGAGGCGUCGUCCCACACCUGCCACCCUGGUACUGACCAGUGACCAGUCAUCUCCAGAGAUCGACGAAGAUCGGCUUCCCAACCCUCUGUUCAAGUCCACAUUGUCCAUGUCUCCAAGGCAGCGGAAGAAGGUGACUCGGACCACACCCACGAUGAAAGAGCUGCAGAUGAUGGUGGAACAUCACCUGGGACAGCAAAAGCAGCAGGGGGACGAAACUGAGGCUGCAGCAGCUGAGAAUGAAGGAACACAGGAGUCCUGCCUGCCUGAGACUGAAGACGCAGCAAUGGAUUCAAGGCUGAGCCUCACUGGAAGUGCCCAGAGUCCAAGGGCCACGGAGCUGCUGACCAGGAAUCGAGGCUGGGGCUGGGGCCCUGGCAAAUGCUGGGUCUUUUCUUCUCGUUUCUUCACUUCUGGGGGAAAACUCUUGUUUCUAAAAAGUGAUAAAUUUGGUGUUGGGCCUUUGGUGCCUUUCUUCUUUCCCAGAUAUGAGGGCCUGCAGAGUCCUUGUCUCCCUUCCCCACCUCUUAGCAAGCCUCUUGGGACUGCAGAGACAGCCCUGUCACUCAAGCCAGAAGACAGACAUCAGCUUUUAUUUCCCAGCCAGAGGGGUGAGGAUCACAUACACAAGAGCUAUGCAUUCGCCAGGGGCAACUACUACUGGAAUUUGUCUCCCUGGCCAUUUUGGAAAAUAGGCCAGGCCCUAUACCCGAAGGCAGGGGGGAGGGCAAAAUGACCUUGGGAAUCCCCCAGCAAGCUCUUUGCAGAGUCAAGGAAAGAGAAAACCCUGCCUUGCUAUAACCGAGCUGGGGCCUCCCUCUGGUGGUCAAAAGUGGGCAUGACGCCCCUCCACACAGGCCACCUCUUCUGUCUAAAUCCAGAAGGUGUGCCAAGCAUCCUAGUCAGGGAGCAGGAAAGAGACCGAGUUCUCAGAUCAAUUAGCCACUGUUAUCCACUUUGUGGGUUUAUCAGCAUCUCUUCUCCUUGCCAACAAUCCUGGUGAUUCAUGCUUCAGAGGAUGAACUAGGUAACCAUUAAGACCUUUUCUGACUUCAAGAUUCUACAAUUCUAUGGGGUCCAGGCCAGAACUCUGAAGGGGGGGGGGGGGUGCGGCACGGGUCUUAGCCCGUGCUCCAGAUUCAGCCAUGAUGUGGAGACAGGGGCCAUUAUAUACCUCUACAACAGAGAUGACCAGCAUGGAAGCCAAACGCAUUAACAAAGGAAGGGGACGAUCACGUGAACGGGCUCUCAGGGUUCUAAAUUUAAAAACCCACCCCCACUAACAGCCCCUCCCACUCUCCAAGACAUGAAAGAGAUAGGACCAAAGAGAUGGAGCCGGUGUCCUCAAAGUCACCCAGCACAAAAAGAUGAAGCUAGGCCUAUGCUCCCCUCCCUACAUGCCUCCAGUUGGGUGGGCAGGGAGAUCAAAUGAUUUAGCCUGUGUUUUCCAGCUUACAAAGAGCCUUCUUCACAAUGACCCUGUGAAGUAGGCCAUGCAAGCACCAGAAAUGACGAGCUCAGCGGAAUGAUGUCCCUAAUCCCUCAGGGCCAGUGAGGGGGCCAAACUUGGGCCCAAUUCUUCUAACUCCAUUGUGCUUUCCAUUAUAACAUGCCACAGAGACAUCCUGUGCCAUCAGACUCCUGGUCAGGAGGGUGAUGGGUAACUAUCAGAUUGGAGGUUGGAAGGGGGUGGAGGUAAUAAGUAUGUCCUGCCAUUUCCUUCAUCUAACUCAGGCUUGCCAGAGACAGAUCCAAGACCCAAACAGUGAGUCCUCAGAACCAUCUUCCUUCCUUCCCCACAAUCUAGGCCAUCUCUUCACGAGCCAGGGUAAAACCCCACCCCACCCCUCACCCCAAUCCCUGCCCUUGUAUAUCCUUACCUUCCCCCUCUCCCACAUCUGCACCUAACCCCUGAGAUUGAAAGAUGAAGACAACACCAGACCCGCCUCCCUCCUUUAUUGGUCUCUGGAUGUAGCA